Humulus lupulus (European hop) is the source of this 1202-nucleotide messenger RNA. RefSeq names its product putative clathrin assembly protein At4g40080. Gene Ontology annotation, cellular component: clathrin-coated pit; clathrin-coated vesicle. Lineage: Eukaryota; Viridiplantae; Streptophyta; Magnoliopsida; Rosales; Cannabaceae. The transcript has a single exon. Gene Ontology annotation, molecular function: clathrin heavy chain binding; phosphatidylinositol-4,5-bisphosphate binding; SNARE binding. The coding region runs from base 46 to 1116 and encodes 356 amino acids. The record is from RefSeq and is a predicted model, not a curated record. Gene Ontology annotation, biological process: clathrin-dependent endocytosis; clathrin coat assembly; vesicle budding from membrane.
UAUACGUAACAUACGUGCAUACCUAUUGACUCGACUCCAAUUAAUAUGGGAAUUAUGAUCGGGCGAAAGAAAUUACGAAACUUGAUCGGUAUUAUCAAGGACAAAGCCUCACUCACCAAAGCUAUUACUCUUUCGACAAGCCGCCACGCAUCGUCUAUACGCGUGACCAUCAUAUGCGCCACCACACACGAGCCGUCGUCUCCCCCUUCCGAGAACCACAUCUCCGCCGUCAUCGGCGGCGGUGGCCAAGAAUCCCGCAGCAUCUCGAGUACGUGCAUCAACACACUCAUGGGGCGCCUCCACGCCACGCGCAGUGCCGCCGUGGCACUCAAGUGCCUUCUCGUCGCUCAUAACAUUGUUUCCAGAGGCUCCUUCAUCCUCAAAGAUCAACUCUCCUUCUACCCUUCCUCAGGAGGUCCAAACUUCCUCAACCUCUCCACCUUCCGCGACAAAUCGGACAACGACACGUGGCAAAUGUCGUCGUGGGUUAGGUGGUACGCCGCCGUGGUGGAGCAAAAUCUCAUGGUGUCUAGGGUUAUGGGAUAUUAUCUGUGUAAUAAUUCUUCUAAUUCGGAUCACAACAAUAAUAAGGUUUUGGCACUGUCAAGCUGGGAGGUUUUAUCUGAGGUUGACGCUCUUGUGGACUACGUGGAAUGCACGCGCGAUGCGCCUGAUUCUUUCAAGAAUGCGACGAACGAUUUGAUAUAUGACGUUUUGGAGAUGGUGGGUAAGGAUUACAGGCUGGUUCAACGUGAACUGUCGGUCCGAGUCAAGGAAUUCGGAGAUAGAAUACAGGGUUUGAAUUCUAGCGAGUUGACUCGGUUUCUAGAAGGUUUGAAGAGGCUGGAGGAUGGCAAGGAGAGUUUAUUGUCGUUGUUCAAGAAGAGAAGAAGUGAUGAUGAGUUCUGGGAUUUGAUUAGUCAGGUUAAGAUGAGGAUUUUGGAAAUGGUGAAGAAAAGAGAGCAGGAGAAGAGGCUGAUGAUCACGUGGGUUGGGGGAGAAGAUCCGUUGCAGAGAAAGUCAACUAGGUUGAGUGUGCGACGAGAGGCGUUGUUCCGGUUGCCAUCUAGUGGUGGUUGGUCGAGUAGUCUUGGUCUAACGCCUGUAAGUCUUUGAACACUACUUUUGGUUAAUUUUUGGGUCAUGUAUAUAAUUAUUGGUUCAGAAACUUAUUUAAUGAGUUAAUUAUAUUCUUAUAUCAA